Microtus ochrogaster (prairie vole) is the source of this 948-nucleotide messenger RNA. Its product is annotated as vomeronasal type-1 receptor 4-like. Gene Ontology annotation, molecular function: pheromone receptor activity. The record is from RefSeq and is a predicted model, not a curated record. Gene Ontology annotation, cellular component: membrane. NCBI's taxonomy places the organism in Eukaryota, Metazoa, Chordata, Mammalia, Rodentia, Cricetidae. Gene Ontology annotation, biological process: G protein-coupled receptor signaling pathway.
AAUCACAGAAUGGACUCCUGGAAUCUGGCAAUAAGAAUCAUUUUCUUAUUACAAAUUACCACUGGAAUUAUGGGAAACUUUUAUCUUAUGUUAUACUAUAUAAUACGUUACUAUAAAGAAUGCACAUUGAAGCCCACAGAUUUGAUUCUCAUGAACCUAAUGGCAGCCAAUUCCUUGAUCAUUCUGUCUUCAGGAGUGCCCCAAACAAUAGCAGUUUGGGGACUGAAGCAGUUCUUGAAUGAUGUUGGAUGCGUUCUCCUAUUGUACAUUCAAGGAUUUAGUCGAAGUUUGUCCAUUUGUAUAACCUGCCUAUUGAGUGUUUUCCAGGCCAUGACCGUCAGUCCCAGAAAAUCUUGUUGGAAGAACCAUAAAGUCAAAGUUGCUAAGAAUGUUGGCUGCUACAUUGCCCUUCUCUGGGUCAUGUAUAUGCUGAUAAAUUUCAUUUUUUUUGUGUACCCAUUUAUGAAAAUGAAUAAAAAUAAUGUGACGAGAAAACGAGAAUUUGGGUACUGCUCUGUUGCAGGGCAUGAUGAAAUCAGUGAUUCGCUCUAUGCAAUAUUGACAAUGUGCCCUGAAUUCUUCUUUUCCAUGCUCAUUGCCUGGUCCAGUGCCUCCAUAAUCGUUUUUCUGUACAGACACAAGCAGAGGGUUCAGCACAUCUGCAGUUCUUAUCGUUCCAGGAGAAGCUUCCCUGAGUCCAGGGCUACCCAGAAUAUCCUUGUCCUAGUUUCUACCUUUCUGGCUUUUUAUACUCUCUCCACCAUCUUGCGAAGCUGCGUUGGUCUUUUGGAUAAGCAGAAUUUGUGGCUAGUGAAUGUCACUCACCUCACUGCUCUAUCUUUUCCCUCUUUUGGACCCUUUGUUCUUAAGAGUCAUUACUCCAUUGUCUUCAGAUUCAGUUUGGCCUGGUUAAGAAAAAAGUCCCCUAAUUUCAUUAUAACUAUAUAA